This is a messenger RNA of Oenanthe melanoleuca, 2862 nucleotides long. RefSeq names its product serine carboxypeptidase 1 (gene SCPEP1). The record is from RefSeq and is a predicted model, not a curated record. Bases 55 to 1380 code for a protein of 441 amino acids. The transcript has 13 exons. Gene Ontology annotation, molecular function: serine-type carboxypeptidase activity. Lineage: Eukaryota; Metazoa; Chordata; Aves; Passeriformes; Muscicapidae. Gene Ontology annotation, biological process: proteolysis.
GGCGCCUCAGGGCGGGCCCGGGCCGGUCCCGUGACGGCGGGAGCUGAGGGAGCCAUGGGGCUGCUGCGCGCUGGGACCGCGCUGUCCGUGCUGCUGCUGGCGGCAGGUGUAGUUCUGAGGCAGCCCCAAGAGCCAAAAGAGGUGUGGGGAUAUGUGGAGGUUCGGAGCAAGGCUCACAUGUUCUGGUGGCUCUACUAUGCAAAUAACCCAACCCAAGACUUCACAGAGUUACCUCUUGUCUUGUGGCUUCAGGGAGGUCCAGGAGCUUCAGGCUGUGGAUAUGGGAACUUUGAAGAGAUUGGUCCAUUAGACAAAGAAAUGAAACCAAGAAAUACAACCUGGUUGCAGGCAGCCAGUGUCUUGUUUGUGGAUAAUCCUGUGGGCACUGGAUUCAGUUAUGUGGAUGACUGUAGCUUGUUUGCCCAAAACCUUACCACUGUAGUUUCUGAUAUGAUGGUUUUUCUUGGAGAAUUCUUCAAGUGUAGACCAGAAUUCCAGACCAUCCCAUUCUACAUAUUUUCUGAAUCUUAUGGAGGUAAAAUGGCUGCUGGAGUUGCUUUAGAGCUGCAUAAGGCUGUUCAAAAAGGGACCAUAAAGUGCAAUUUUAUGGGGACUGCUCUUGGAGACUCAUGGAUUUCUCCUUUGGACUCUGUGCUGAGCUGGGGGCCCUACCUUUACAGCACUUCUCUCCUUGAUGAUAAUGGUCUAGCAGAGGUGACUGCUGUUGCCAAAGAAAUAAUGGAUGCAAUAAAUAAAAAUCAGUAUGGCCUGGCCACUGAGCUCUGGGGCAAGGCUGAGGGUGUCAUUGAAGAGAACACAGACAAUGUGAACUUUUAUAACAUCUUAACUAAGGAGGUUCCAGAAGUGAAAUCAGAUGAACAAGAAAAUCUCCAUCUCAUUCGGCUUUACCAGCGCCAUGUUGGCAAAAUGCAUCAGAACAGCCUGGAUGAGCUGAUGAAUGGGCCCAUCAGAAAGAAGCUGAUGAUCAUUCCUGACUGUGUGAAGUGGGGAGGUCAGUCCAGACAGGUCUUUGAGAACAUGGCUGAGGACUUCAUGAAACCUGUCAUCGAUAUUGUUGAUCAGCUUUUGGCAGCCAAUGUCAAUGUUACAGUCUAUAAUGGGCAGCUGGACCUCAUUGUUGACACCAUGGGUCAGGAGGCAUGGAUCAGGAAACUGAAGUGGCCUGAUUUGGACCAGUUCAGCCAGAAAAGGUGGAAGGCACUGUAUGUGUCUCCAGAAUCCACAGAGACAGCUGCUUUCCACAAGGCUUAUGAGAACUUUGCAUUCUUCUGGAUUCUCAAGGCUGGGCACAUGGUACCAGCUGACCAAGGAGAGAUGGCACUCAAAAUGCUCAGGAUGGUGACCCAGCAGCAGCACUAGGGGAGGGGAGGUCAGCUGGUCUGGCUUCCUGCCCAGCACCAGGGUUCUGAAGGAGUGAAUCUGGGAUCCUAAGCCAAAGAAGGCACAGUGGCUGUUUGGACACACAGCCUCCCUCAUCUUGCUGAUACUGUGCUCAAGUGCUUGUGGAAAGGCAUUUUUUUCUUUGAAUGUGUUACUGCUUUUGAAUUUUUAAGCUGUGAUUUGCUGCCUUAACACUCUUCAUAAAUGACUCUUCCAGAGGGAAGUUCCCUGUCAUAAAGAAUAAACCCUGAACCUUUGCCUUGGAAGGAUUUUGUGCUCUUGCCCUUCCCUGAAUGCUCUCUUGUCUGUUUGCACACCAAGAGUAAAACUGAUUUGACUUGAUUUGCUUUGUGUUCCUCUGGGGAGAUGACCUGCUUCAUGAGGCUGUGGAAUGUUCCUUCCUUUGGCUUCUGCUUGAGUCACCUGGCUGCAUUACAAGCUGAAGACAUGGAAAUGCCAGGACAGAGGACCUGCCCUAGAGGAAUCACAGUCCAUCUCAUCUUGCUGAGGUGCCUGAAUUAGGAUCCAGGAUUCUUCAGACUUCCUGUGCUAUGGAGAGAGAAAAACAUCCCACAGAGGAGGAUUUGACCCUUUUCAUCUGACCAUUUGUUUCUUGUCUCCAUUCUUCAUGCCUGCUACUCAAACUUUAUCCUCAAUACCUAAAGCACAUCCAGCAGGAAUUCCUGCUUUUCUGUGUCCUGAAGCAGAAGGCCUGUUAAUACCCUCUUGUACCAAAGAGUCCCAACAGACAGAAGCCUCUUAAAACCUUCUAGGUAUAGCCAGAAGGAAAGGAGCAUUAUUUGAGCAAUAACAGCAUAAUUCUGAAAGGUUAGAGGAGUGUUUAAAGGAUGGAUAUACAAAAUCUUGCUCCAUGUCUUUUAGAGAUUUUUUUAAAGUUUUGCAGAGACCUAUUAUUUUGAAACUUUUUUUUAUUUUUAAUAAUACACAGUCAAGAAGAGAUUUGGUCAGACAUCAUUUUACUUUUGCUAUGGAGCAUGAAGUAGGUUGUUUUUUAUUGGUGUCUGAUAGGAGGCACAACAGCUCCUUCCAGCUGUCAGAAUCCUAAAUAAAUAGCAAUCUCUCAAUUACACCAGCCACUGAAACUGUCAUGAAAUACCUGAUAGUAUUGUCUUAGCAAGAACUGAGGUACAAUGCUGUGUGAGCACACAUGCAAUCACUCAGCAGCUGCACUAUUGGCACCUAAUAAUUGCUUUCCUUUUUCAUGUUCCCUUCUUGUAUUCUUGAGAACUUCAGCAAUGCAAAUCCAGAUUUUUUUUUUAAACGCCUUUUUCAAUAAAUAAGGCUAAUUCAUCUCUCUUCAGCAUCACAUUGAUUUCACUGCUUAAAAAUGACAUCUUUUCUGUUUUGGCUUUUAGAUGAACAAGAGGAGGGUGCUACCAGUGUGUAAAUUUGCAUCUGUGCAUUCUUGGAAUAUUUUUAAAUAAUUUGCCUAGCAAAUCA